This is a messenger RNA of Psammomys obesus (fat sand rat), 954 nucleotides long. Its product is annotated as olfactory receptor 51A4-like. Gene Ontology annotation, biological process: G protein-coupled receptor signaling pathway. Bases 1 to 954 code for a protein of 317 amino acids. The record is from RefSeq and is a predicted model, not a curated record. Gene Ontology annotation, molecular function: olfactory receptor activity; G protein-coupled receptor activity. Lineage: Eukaryota; Metazoa; Chordata; Mammalia; Rodentia; Muridae. Gene Ontology annotation, cellular component: membrane. The transcript has a single exon.
AUGGAGAUUUCUAACAGUAGCUGGUUCCAGCCACCUAGUCUUCUUCUAACAGGCAUCCCUGGGCUGGAAGACGUGCAGAUAUGGCUCUCUAUCCCACUAUGCGUCAUGUACUUAAUUGCCCUCCUCGGAAACUGCACCAUCCUCUUUGUUAUCAAAACCACCUCCAUCCUUCACGAGCCUCAAUACACCUUCCUGUCUAUGCUGGCAGCUACAGAUGUGGGUCUGUCUGUAUCAACUCUGCCUACAGUACUGAAUGUCUUCCUCCUGAACCACAGAGCAAUAGAGUUCCACGCUUGCUUGACACAGAUGUUCUUCAUCCAUACCUUCUCCUCCAUGGAGUCAGCCAUCCUACUGGCCAUGGCUUUUGACCGGUUUGUUGCUAUUCGCAGUCCAUUACACUAUACUGUAGUUUUAACCACACCUCGGAUUAUCAGGAUGGGUCUUGCUGCAGUUGUUAGGGGUGUCUUAUUAAUGAUGCCCUUGCCAAUCCUGCUCAAGAGGUUGGCCUUCUGUAAGGGGGUCGUGCUAUCCCAUUGCUACUGCUACCAUCCUGAUGUUAUGAAGCUGGCCUGUGGUCCCGUCAGAGUAAAUAUCCUCUAUGGAUUGUCUCUAGUUCUCUGUUCAUUUGGAGUUGACUCUGUAUUUAUUGUCAUCUCAUACGUCUUGAUUUUGAAAACAGUGCUGGGUAUUGCCUCAGGAGAGGGUCAACUCAAGGCACUCAACACCUGUGUCUCCCACAUAUUCACUGUCCUGAUAUUUUAUGUGCCACUCAUUGUCUUGGCCAUAAUUCACAGGUUUGGCACGUUUGCGUCUCCUCUUCUCCACGUCACCAUGGCCAAUCUUUUUCUCUUCUUGACUCCUGUCCUGAACCCUUUGGUUUACAGCCUAAAAACCAAACAGAUAAGGUCCGCAGUGGGCAAAGUAUUCAAAGAGAGGGGAAGCUCUCUCAGAUAG